Molecule: messenger RNA, 1389 nt
Organism: Penicillium egyptiacum
Lineage: Eukaryota; Fungi; Ascomycota; Eurotiomycetes; Eurotiales; Aspergillaceae
Source: the annotation of a GenBank genome assembly
AUGGGUCUUGCGGAAAAUGCCCUGUCACUGGUGACGGCGACCAAUGCCAUCUUGGGUCUUGUGGCCUAUGUCGCGCUCAAGUUUGGUUGGCAAGUUAUUUACUAUCGCUUCUUCAGUCCGCUCGCGAAAUUCCCCGGUCCUUUCUGGGGCUCUGUAACUCGUCUCUGGAUUGCAUGGCAUAAUCUGCAGGAGACCGAGGUACCAACUGUUUACGCGCUUGCUAAGAAAUAUGGCCCUGUUAUUCGCAUUACCCCGACUUUGUUGCUGGUCAGCGAUCACGAAAGGCUCCCGGAAGUCUACCACCGCAAUGCAGACAAGACCGGACACUAUAUUACUGGAAGCUUCGGCGAGACCGAGUCUCUGUUCAGCAUGAGGUCUCACAAGACCCAUGCCGUAUCUAGAAAGCACGUUGCUGGACCGCUUCAGCAAUAUCAAAAAAUGGAGCCACUGAUUGAUGCGCGCAUCACAGAAUGGAGCACCAAACUCAACGAGAAGUUCGUGAAGAGCGGCGAAGCCUUCGACUUCUCCUGGUGGGCAGUUUACAUGGCCUACGACAUCAUCAGCGAAAUCGGCUUCGGCGAGCCCUUCGGCUUCAUCGAAAAAGGCGAAGACAUCGGCGGCCUAAUCCAAAGCUUUCACGACGGCCUCCCAGCCUUCGGUCUCCUAGCCCGCCUCCACCCCUUCACCUCAUGGACUUUCCUCGACGCUACCACAGAAGACGGCAAGCCCCUCGAUCUGCAGUACAUCCGCGCCGAAGUCCUGCUCGUCCUGCUCGCUGGCGCGGACACAACAGGCACCGCCUUCCAGGCCAUGGUGCAGUUCCUCAUGACCAACCCGGACGUGUACGAGCGUAUGAUGGCGGAAAUCGAUAGCGCCGUCCGUAAAGGGCUCAUCUCGGAUAUGCCGCAGUACAAUGAGGUCCUGGAGCACUUGCCUUUCUAUGUUGCCUCUGUGAAGGAGACGAUGCGUCUGUGUCCGUCUGCGCCGACUAUCUUCCCCCGGUAUGUCCCUGAGCCGGGGCUCGAUCUUUAUGGUUAUUUUGCGCCUGCGGGUACGGAGAUUUGCUGUAACCCGUACCUUGUGCAUCGGGAUCCGAAGCUCUAUGGGGAUGAUGCCGAGGAGUUUAAGCCUGAGAGGUGGUUGGAUGCUGAGAAGGCCAAGUCGUAUAAUAAGUAUAACUUUUCGUUUGGGUAUGGGUCGCGCGUUUGUUUGGGGAGGGAUAUUGCUAUGAUGGAGUUGUUCAAGGGUCCUUUGCAGUUCUUCCGUCAAUACAAGCCGGAGACUGUAAAGGGUAAGCCCGAGGCCAAGUUCAUGAUCAAAGGUGGUAUUGGGUACUGGAGAGACGUGUGGUUGACCGUCUCUCCCCGGCCAGAGGUGAAGGCUGAGUAA